CACCACCUCGUCUUGACUUUCAUGUACCUGUCAAUUGCGCAACUUGGCAUCAUGUCACGACAUCGCGCAAAGUCUCAGCAUCCCACCCUUACUAGCUGAACGUAGGCUAUCGCCCGCGCAGCCAAGGCGCAGAGUUUUGCGCGUCUUGCAGCAUGUCGAAGUAUCAGCGAAUCACAUGCAAAUCACCCUGACCUAAUCUAAUCAGAUUGCAUCUAAUCAGAUGAUCACCUGCCACAUCGAUGCAGCCGCCAUGUCCGACAACACUCCGAAGCCUCUUCACCCUCGCCAUGGCAUACGCAAUAGGCCAAAUGCGCCGCUGACAUGAUGACUACCGCAGUGGAACCGGUGGCCUAUUCGAAAUGCAGGUCGCACGCAGGAUGAGGGGACAUCCCUCAAUUUUCCGGCAAUUGCUUUGGGCUCGCAGAACAACCCUCUGGAAGUGAAGAUGGGUCUAUUGGACUUGCUUUCGUCGCCGACUAUCGAACGAUUGAAUGAAUUGUUCCGAUGGAGACUACUGCUACUUGCGGUGAUCCCGCUCGCCCUGACAUACUUGGUACUGAAGUUUACCAAAGCGAAGCCCCUCGAUCUCAAGCAGUAUUCGCACUUCCCACAGCCGGAGCCAGCAGACUCCAUUCGAGGGCAUUGGCCAUGGGUCGAGAAGAUUGCUGCAGAGGGCGAUCCACGACGCGCGUUCGACGAGAUGCUAUACGAACAAGCUGAGAAGCUUGGGUUCCCUCCGGUUCUGCUCGUCGACUUCCGCCCGGUUGAGAAGUUUCCUGUUCUCUUCAUCCUAGACAACGAUGUCGCGGAACAAGUCACCAAGCCUAAUAAAGCGUUCCGGACUAGUAUGCCCAAGCAUCCUUCUAUUCAACAAUUGGCUCCGCUGGUCGGCGCAAGGUCUUUGGUUACUACGGAUGGUGAAGAAUGGAACGCGCUGUACAAGCGAAUCCGUCCGGGAUUCCAACCCAGCCAUCUUCUUGGUUUGGUCGACGUCAUUCUGGACAAAUCCGAGACUUUCAUCGAGCUCAUGGAGCAGAAGGCCGCGACUAGCGAAACCUUUCGUCUCGACGCAUACACCACGAACCUUGUCUUUGACAUUAUCGGAAUAGUGACGUUCGACAUGGAUCUUAAUGCGCAAAUCGACGGGAAGCAAUCCGAGGUUCUCUUGACGUACCGCGCCCUCUCGCAAGCCUUCAACAAGCGCCCUUUCGGGGGAGUAGGAUGGCGCGGCUACUUCUCCGUGAAUGAGCGUGAGAUCCGCGCGAAAGACAAGCAUCUGGACCGCAUCCUCAAAGCCAAGAUCAAAGAGCAGCACAAGGCUUUGCUUUCGGGUGAUGUCGACACAAAGCCGAAGAACAAGAGCGUCGCAACCCUCAGCCUCCACGGCAUCGACCGACUGACACCCCAAAUUCUUCAACAAACCAGCGAUACACUACGUGGCUUCCUCUUCGCCGGCCAUGACACGACAUCCAUCCUUCUGCAAUGGGCCUUCUACGAGUUGCACACACAUCCGUCCGCUGCGCAAACUCUUGGGGAAGAGCUUGACAACGUCUUUGGUUCCGAUGCGCACCCUUCCGCCGUCGUGAAAGCGCUACGAGCCUCGGAUGCCGGCGUACUAUUGAGCCGUCUGUUUUACACCGAUGCGCUGAUCAAAGAGACUCUACGACUUCAUCCUCCUGGCACAACUGCGCGUAUUGCUCCAACCGCAUCGAACACCAUGCUCACUCUUCCCAACGGCGACACACUCCCCAUCGACGGCCUGUGCGUAACGCCACGCGCAUACACCAUCCAGCGCCACCCCAGGAUCUUCGGCGACAGCCGCAACGACUUCAAGCCUGAGAGAUGGCUCGGCGAGGAAGGCAAGCAGAUUCCCGAGAGCAGCUUCCGGCCUUAUGAGCGCGGCCCGCGGCGAUGCACGGGAUCUGAACUCGCGAACCUGGAGACGAAGAUCAUCAUCGCUUGCGUCGCAAGGCACUUCGACUUCGUCAAACAAGGGCUUGGGGAGCUGGAUUUGAACGAGAAGGGCGAGGUGCAGGUUGGUGGGAACGGCAAGGCGAAGACAAAGGGCACAAUGUUCUCGACGCAUCAGGUUACGGCGAAGCCUGUCGACGGUAUGGAGGUCAAGGUGCGAGUGAAGAAGCCGAGCUAUAAAACGAAUUGAAUGCGACGCGAAGUUAGAAAGACAGAAAGCAGCGAACAAAGUUAGAGAAAGUAGAAAUGACACGCAGAAUUAAUCUCGCUACAGUAUGAAUUCUAUUUCCCGCUGUAGUAUCUCUGUGAAGGUCGUUCUUAGAUAGUGGGCUAUAGCUUCAUGAGUUAAUCAUAGUAAGGUUAGAGUAGGCAUGUAUAUAAUAAAUAAUAUUUUUGCAUUAGGAUGCUC
This is a messenger RNA of Alternaria rosae, 2380 nucleotides long. RefSeq names its product cytochrome P450. Gene Ontology annotation, molecular function: iron ion binding; heme binding; oxidoreductase activity, acting on paired donors, with incorporation or reduction of molecular oxygen. The coding region runs from base 446 to 2161 and encodes 571 amino acids. The transcript is spliced from 2 exons. NCBI's taxonomy places the organism in Eukaryota, Fungi, Ascomycota, Dothideomycetes, Pleosporales, Pleosporaceae. The record is from RefSeq and is a predicted model, not a curated record.